AUGGUUCAGAGUUUGUCCAAUAUCCAGCCCGUGGCUCCAGUGACCUCUAUCGAGGAAUUCACACGCACUUCGUUUGACUUCCUUGUUUGUGGUGGUGGUACUGCAGGUUGUACUAUCGCUGCCCGGCUAAGUGAAGACCCUAACAUUACAGUCGGGAUCAUUGAGGCUGGAAAAUAUCGUAUUGGUGAUCCAGUCAUCGAUACCCCCGCUGCAUUUUCUCAGGCCUUUGAAAAUCCCGAAUAUGACUGGUGUUUUUAUACAGCACCGCAGGAAGCCAAUCACGGAAAAGUCCACCAUGUUCCACGCGGAAAGCUCUUGGGGGGCUCCAGCGGCAUUAAUUAUAUGAUGUAUGCGCGCGGUUCCUCACAAGACUAUGAUGACUGGGCAGCACUGGUAGAUGACGAAGGCUGGUCUGCGAAGAAUCUGCAGGACUAUAUGCGCAAACACCAGGUUACACUUGAACCUGUGGACUCUGCGCAUAUGCAACAGUCCCCCACCCUAGCGCGCGAAUACCACGGAGCAACUGGUCCGAUAAAAACCAGCUUUAACGAGUCGCAGUUGCCAAUCGAGUCUGAUAUUAUCAAGGCAUGUGCGGAGGUUACUGGCAUUAGUCAGAAGCCAGCUGAUGCUUGGAGUGGCGAUCAUAUUGGGUUCUUUCAUAGCUUAGGGACUGUGGCCCGGACGGGACCGGAUCGGGGUAAGCGAAGCUACGCCGGAAGGGAUUACUAUGACGCAAACAGGUCCCGCCCGAAUCUGAAGGUUCUGUGCGAAGCACAUGUGAAUAAGUUGAUCCUAAAAGGCAAUAGGGCAGCAGGCGUUAGCCUGACUGUUCAUGGCCAGGACUAUGUGGUUUCCGCCAAUCAGGAAGUCAUCAUUUCGGCAGGAGCCAUUCAGUCGCCUCAGAUCUUGGAAUUGUCCGGUAUUGGGGACCCUGAGGUGUUGAAAGCCGCCGGAGUGCAGUGCAUGGUUGAGAAUCCUGCUGUAGGCAAUAAUCUCCAAGAUCACUCAAUGUCUCUUAUGACUUGGGAGGUAAGGCCUGGAGUGAUCACGCUUGAUACCCUUAGUCAAGUCCCCGAAGCCAUGCAGGCUGCUACAGGGCAAUAUACGGCAACCCGAAGCGGACCGUUGAGCUCGAUCGGAAGCAUGCAGGGCUUUCUGCCAGUCAAGAGUAUCCUGUCGGCAACAGAGCUCGGGGAGGUGAUUCAGAGUAUUCGUGACACGAAAUCUACAACGCCAUUUCAUGCGCAGCAAUUGCAGCAGAUCAUCGCACAAUUGGAGAGCGAUCAUUCGGCAAAUCUACAGAUUGUGCUUGUCCCUGCGACCACUGAUCCCGCCGGUUUUGAACACCAGAGCCAACUGUUUCCACCGCAAUCGGCCGAUCAGCCAGCUCGCGUAACUGCUGGAUUGUGCCUAGUGUACCCAGUCUCCCGCGGGUACGUCCAUAUCCAGAAUAACGACCCCACAACCCCUCCGGUAAUCCAGCCAAAUUACAUCACACACGAGGCAGACGUGAGCCUGGUCGCCGCCUUCCUCCGAUGGGCGGACCGCAUGGGACGAGCCGAAGCUCUCAAUUCCUCCAUUGAUCGCCGCUCAUUCCCAGACCAAUCGCUCAACAUGCAAGAUCUAUCACAAGCUAAACAAGCCGUGCGGGACACUAUUGCUGGCCAGUACCAUAUCUGCGGUUCAGUUGCUAUGGGCGAUGCUCUCGAUUCGCGUCUGCGUGUAAAAGGGGCUGAAAGAUUGCGAGUUGUGGAUGCUUCAGUGUUUCCAAACAAUAUCAGUGGAAAUAUUGUGGCCACCGUGUACGCGGUUGCGGAGAAGGCCGCUGACAUGAUUAAAGAGGAUUAUGGGCUUGGGGAUUUUGCCGCAGGCGGACGCUAA
Messenger RNA from Trichoderma virens Gv29-8, 1881 nucleotides. RefSeq lists its product as uncharacterized. Bases 1 to 1881 code for a protein of 626 amino acids. The record is from RefSeq and is a predicted model, not a curated record. The transcript is spliced from 3 exons. Gene Ontology annotation, molecular function: flavin adenine dinucleotide binding; oxidoreductase activity, acting on CH-OH group of donors. NCBI's taxonomy places the organism in Eukaryota, Fungi, Ascomycota, Sordariomycetes, Hypocreales, Hypocreaceae.